AGGUAGGCAAGGGGUGUGGGUGUGUGAGAGAGAGAUUUGCUUUUAUUCCUUUACAGGUGCAUCAAGAUGGUUAAAAACAAUGCUUUGGUUUAAGAUGCCUAACAUCAGACAGCUGCCCCAGAGGGAGAGGAAGACAAGGAAGUGGACCCCGGAGGCCAUGGGAGAGGCCAUCCAUGGAAUGGCGCCGGCGACAACGGCAGCCUGUCAUGGCAGCUCCUUUCAUUGUUGUAGUUUUAGUGUGUUUUCAGUGUGUUUUUGCUAUUUUGAACUCUUUUCUUACUUUCUUACUUUCUUACUACUUUGUUCACGUCGCCUAAAUACUUUUUUGGCGUUUUUGAGCACUUUUUAUUUUUUGUUUACGCUGGUCUCCAUGGCAACGGGGAGUCGCAUUGUUUUCACCCGCGAUCAGAUGAUCGCCCUGAGGCCCCCUAGCAUCCUGACUGGAGAGAGACCCUCCAUACCGGAGGAGCUGAGGAGGAGACGGUGAGGCUGCAGAGCGGGGGUUAAACGGAGGAUGAAGAAGAGGAGCUUUAAACUCUACAUCCCUGCAAUCAUCGAGCAGAUACCGGACUCCAUUGUCACCAUUCCCGGCUUCCAGACGGUUCGAGCCGUCAGGGACACCACUGCGACCGGCAUGAAGAAAGGAGGGGGACUGUCCGUGCUCAUAAACAACAGGUGGUGUAACGCCGGGCACGUCUGUGUGAAAGAGCGUCUGCAGCCCGGACAUCGAGCUCGUCGCCAUCGGACUUCGUCCGUGUUGUCUGCCACGGGAACUUUCCAGUGUUAUCACCAUCACUGUCUAUAUUCCUCACAGUGGUCUUCAUCAUCACCAUCACUGUUUACAUUUAUGAUGUCCUAUUUAUUCUCCUGUACAGCACUUUGGUCAACUUUGGUUGUUUUUAAAGUGCUUAACAAAUAAAGUUGGAUUGGAUUGGAUCCAGGAGGUGAAAGCAGGCAGGCUGGGGUAGGCAGCCAAACAGUUUGGGGUCCCAAAAACGAGCCUGAGUGACCGAGUCAGUGGAAGGGUGGCCUCUGACUGUGUGCACGGUCAGAGGCCACUUCUCACCCCUGCAGAUGAAGAUUCCCUGGUGGAGUACUGCCUUUACUCUGCCAGUCAUGGGUUUCCACUGACAAAGCCUCAGGUUCAGUCUUUUGCGACAGCAAUUUAUAAUCAGCGCUGUCCAGAAGAGAGAAGGGGGAAGUUGGGCCGGACGUGGUGGCUCAACUUCCGCAGGAGGCAAGGCCAGCGCUUCACUUCUCGGACCCCAGACAAUAUUGACCGUGGGAGGGCAUCCUGUGCCAAGAGGGGGCCGAUUGAAGAAUACUUCAGGCUCCUCACUACCACCAUGGAGAAGCACGGGUUGAGGGAGAAACCCCGUCAAGUCUAUAACUGCGAUGAGACGGGGUUUCAGCUGGACUCGUCGAGACGAAAGGUCCUCGUGCCCCGGGGGACAAAUGCUUACAGGCAGGCCCAGGGGACCAGGGACCACGUCACCGUCCUGGCCUGCCUCAACGCGGCUGGGGAGGAUAUCCCCCCUUUCAUAAUUUACAAGGGGGGAUAUCCCGGGGGGCCCUAUAACAAGGAGGGGGUCCCCGACGCCCUCUACGGGAAGUCACCGGCAGGGUACAUGGACAGUGAGCUGUUCAGGAAGUGGUUUGUCGGGCAUUUCCUGAAGUUCGCCGCGCAGGAGCGCCCGCUGCUGCUUGUUUUUGAUGGGCACAAAUCCCACCUGGAUCCAGAGCUGGUCCGGGUGGCACAGAGGGAGGAAGUCAUUCUCCUAUGCCUUCCACCACACACAUCUCACAUCCUGCAGCCUCUGGAUAUGAGUUUCUUUGGACCCUUGAAGGCAGAUUUCUCUGGAAUUACAGGAGAUCUGUCGGUAAUGAGCCACUCCUUCUUGGUUUCCAAGAAGGAGUUUUCAAGGGUCCUUAGGGACUCAUAUCAGAGGGUGAAGGAUCGGGGAGUGGUGGUGGCUGGGUUCAGGAAGUGUGGCCUCUACCCUCUGGACCCGGAAGCCAUUGAUUGGUCACGGGUCAUGCCAUCCGGACCGCGGCGUGGGACCUCCUCGCCACCUCCGCCAACCCCAUCAGCAUCUUCCUGGGCCAUGCCUGAUGUUACCCCCCCAUCCCAACACCCCCCCCCCCACACCAGAGUCCACCCCCUGACCCUAGUUCACCCCCUGUCCCUAGUCCACCCCCUGUCCCUUGUCCACCCCCUGUCCCUUGUCCACCCAAUCCCUACUCUACCCAUCCCCUGGUAACAUCAGGCAGGAUCUCAGUAGACCUGGCCCACCUCCUGCCCGAGGUGCGUUAUAAUACCACCAAGGUCAGGAGGAAUACCACCAAGGCCAGGAUACUGACGGCUCAGGAGAUGUCUGAUGCCAUCGAGGAGGCGGAGGACCGUGCUGCAAGGCGGGAGGCCCAAGCUCUGGCCAGAGAGCAGCGGCGGGCCGAAAACAACGGCCCGACAGCCACUUCCUCUACCCUGCCUGGUGGCUCCCGUCCCAGCCGCAGAACAGCAUCCCCCGGGGCUGCCUCGGCCUCCAGCUCCGGCCUUUCCAUCGCCGGUCCCUCAACCCGCUCGGC
This is a messenger RNA of Dicentrarchus labrax (European seabass), 2586 nucleotides long. RefSeq lists its product as uncharacterized. Gene Ontology annotation, molecular function: DNA binding. The record is from RefSeq and is a predicted model, not a curated record. The transcript is spliced from 2 exons. The coding region runs from base 1347 to 2261 and encodes 304 amino acids. NCBI's taxonomy places the organism in Eukaryota, Metazoa, Chordata, Actinopteri, Moronidae. Gene Ontology annotation, cellular component: nucleus.